This is a messenger RNA of Papilio polytes (common Mormon), 2202 nucleotides long. Its product is annotated as otopetrin-2-like. The coding region runs from base 145 to 2202 and encodes 685 amino acids. The record is from RefSeq and is a predicted model, not a curated record. Lineage: Eukaryota; Metazoa; Arthropoda; Insecta; Lepidoptera; Papilionidae. The transcript has 14 exons. Gene Ontology annotation, cellular component: membrane. Gene Ontology annotation, molecular function: proton channel activity. Gene Ontology annotation, biological process: proton transmembrane transport.
AAACAACUUUAUAAAGCAUUCGCUGGAAGUGAUUCGGAUGUGCCGUGUCAAUUCAAUUACGUACGCCGAGAGCUUUACCGCGUCGAAGAUUAAGGCAAUGAAAAAAUAUUAUAAUAAAAUACCUAGCAAACAUCUCAUAGACAGAUGAGUCCGGGUAAACGCAGCCCGCUCUGCGAAGCAACCGACGCUCGACCCAGCGUCACUGUCACCGACAUGGACACCGUGCACGAAGAAAAUGAUGACAGUGAUGAAUCAUCAUACUCCGACCUCGGCAGACUACGUGAGAGGACGAGGGCCAUGCUUGGCACCGCUGCGGACCCGCUCAUACAGAACUCACACUCACAGCCGAAUAGUAGACGUAUGUCUAGCGAUAUCGAUGCUAAGCUCGCCGCCAACCUUAACACAAGACGUCCGUCAGCAAUAAUCGCUGCAUUUCGACGUCCAUCGCAAGCGUUGGCACUGUGCGCGGCAACACAGCGUCGCUUUCUAUCAGAACUGUCACCACAUUCCCGCACUUCUGUUGCCUCCACGACACACGAACCACCACCAUCCGCAGCAGAAAUACUUGGACAUGAGGCGUUAAGUAAGGCACUGUCAGCUCUUUACGCCAAAUUACUAGUGGUGCUCGGGCUGGCGUUUCCAGUUACUGAAGUAAUUGCCACUGGUGUGCCGGAAUCGUAUUAUCAGGGUUUUUACUUAUAUCUGUACUUAGUGUCGGUGCUGUUUGUGAUAUUUCAAUACGCGAACCUGAUCCGACAGAAAGCUGUUAAUUCGAUCAUCCACGAACACGAAAAUCCAGAUAAUGGAAAAACGACGCCAGGGGAAAAAAAUAAACAGAAGGAGACAAUUUCGCGUUAUGGCAGCUUUUAUUUGAGAUUAGGAGCCAUGGCAUUUGGUAUUGGUUCGAUGGUGUACAGUGGAUUGGAAUUCGGUGAAUACUUCGAAAUGACAGAUCGCUGUCGAUCGAUCAUGUCCGCGCUGACGCCGGCGUUGAGAAUGGCAUUAACUUUGGCUCAGAUGCAGUUCAUUUUCCUAACGAACAAAGACAUCGGGGCGGGCAGCUAUAAAAUAGUGCAGAGAUUCGGAAUCAUGCAUAUGAUAGCGACCAAUCUGUGCGAGUGGCUGUAUGUGCUAGUCGAGGAGACAAAGCAUGAAAUACAUCACUUGGAACAUUCGAUACCGGAGACGAACAUAUCUCAGAAUGAAACGACGGAGCUGCAUUGUCGACGAGCUAAUAUUAUGGGCGCCUUGUUACAAAACGCAUCACCCUUCUUGUUUCCUUGCACGAUUGAAUAUUCGCUCAUCUGUGCUGUUAUAUUGUAUGAAAUGUGGAAAGAGGUAAAAUGUACACCGGAGGAUUUUGAAAAAAAAUUCAACAUUCCUAAAAACAAAUCGAGAAAUAAUUCAGUUACACCAGAAAAAAUCUUACAACAAUUCGCGGGUAUGCUGGGUGUGAGUUCGCCUCACGGAAGCCGCACCGCCCUGCACCACUUCUCAGUGGAUUGCUCACACGCACACCGCGGUCUCUUCGCCGGCAUACUGCUUAUCGUCUUCACUAUUAUAUCUCUCAUCAUGUUCUUCGUUCUAGCACACAAUCCGAAGACUAUACACGAUGCUAUAUUUCAAGUAAACAUUUGCGAAUUGAUACUAUACUCUUUGACUCUGUUAGCGUCUGCCACUGCUUUGAAGCAAAUGAGAGCAUUGCCGUAUAAACGAAAAUCUCAAGCAAUUUUAGGUCUUGAUACAUCUUUAUUGAUCUUGGCGCAGUCGGGGAUGUUUGUGUAUUGCAUGUUCAGUCUGAUCGGCAGUCACCAUACUAUGUACAAUGACAACAGCACCGGCGUCACUGGAUUCUUCUCAGAACUAUUAUCAUUGAAUCAGACCAUCUUGCAAUCUCUGUUCAUCCUGGAUGCAUGGUGGCGUCGCAGUAGCACGUCGGAGCAGCGCCGACAGAAGCCGGGUCGACAACUCGUCACCUUCCUCCUCGUUGCCAACAUGGCCAUGUGGGCUAUCAAUACAUUGGAAAAGAAUCGAGCAGAAUUCCGUCCAGCACACUUGGCGUUUUACGGUCCAUGGGCUUGGACAAUAAUAACGCAUGUGUCGAUGCCGCUGGCAAUUUUCUACCGCUUCCACUCCACAAUAUGCCUCUUCGAAAUUUGGAAGAACAGCUUCAAGAACAAACCAAUUUACUUAAAUGUAUAA